GCUGAGGGGUCCAGGAGAUGAAUGAAGAGAGUCGUGGUCGUAAGGCCGUGCCGUGGCGCCCCGCGUCCCGAGGCGGAGACGGACCAAGGCGGCGUAAACAAUGUCUGAGGAUGGAGGGCGAGAAUGUCAAGUUAUCGGGUCUUUUACGAGACAAAUACGUGCUAGUUUUACUCAUUCUCGUGUUCAUCAGUAGCACCGUAGUCUCCAUAUUUAUAAGUUUGCUGGUUGGGGCACUACUCAUUACAACCCUCUGCACAGGCCUGUUGCUUCCCUACAUUAUAUUUCGGGAUGGCAAACAGAUUCCCAACCUCUUGGCGCUGUUCACUGGGUCAGAGAGUUCCAAUGCCCAGGGAGAGAUGCCACGGUCUUGCUCAGUGUGUGGGGGUGAACGGUGUCAACGGCAGCACCCCAGCGCUGCCAUCCCUUUGUCCAUCCAUGCCCAUGUCACCUGCACUGUUCCCCAGAGUGUUGACGAGGCACUGGAGGAGCUGCUGACGAUGGUGCUGGACAACUAUGUGUACACCUGGUACCAAGAAAUCUCUGUCCACGACCAACUGUCAGAUGAGAUUCGCUACCUCAUUAGAUAUGCGAUGGCAGGGCUUGCCACAAAACUCACAAAGGUUGAUCUGACAAUGGUGAUAACAGACCGUCUGCUGCCAGCUCUAAUCAACCACCUGGAUGCCUAUGUGGAGGGCAGCAGGCGGGUGCGGGGAAACAUAUCCCUGGAGGCGACGGUGGUGCAGUACCUAAGGGCGGGUGGCGGCCUCCACAAGGCAGUGCGGUCGAGGGAGGACGAGGCAGCCUAUCUGAGGGGCGUCUUGGGCACCAUCAUGCCCUUCCUCCUCCCUGAGAAGUACCAGUCCAGCAGGCUAGGACGAACCUUCCUAGAGGAGCUGCUUGGGCGAGUGUUGCUCAUCCAGGCCAUGGACCUGCUGGCUGACCCAGACACUGUUAACCUCCUCUUCCUGCUGCUACUGUCUCGAGACCCCUCGCCAUGGCCUCCUCACAGACCCGAGCCAGAGGUAUUGCUACUCAAGAACUUCGCCUCUGCUAACAGUCACCCACGGAACUCAGUUCUGAGAAGCAACUUGUCCUCAGUGUUGAAGGACCAGAGCCUCCUGUACCUGUUCCACACCUUCUUGAAGGAGGAGGGAGCCAUCAAUGUCCUGCAGUUUUGCCUCGCUGUUGAGGACUUCAACCGCCACAUCCUGGACCCAGACCUGACGCCGGAGCAGAUGGAGCAGCUUCAUCACGACGCACUGGAGCUCUACCACACCUACAUGGUCGCCUCGGCUUUGGACCACAUCAAAUUCCCCACGCACAUUGUGGCCCACAUCAGAGAGAUUGUGCAUGCAGAAGUGAAAGACAUUGUAAAGCUGCGCACCACCCGGCCACUCUUCCAGGCCUAUGAACACGCCUACAACCUGCUGGAACGAGAGUAUCUGCCACUCUUCAUGCACAGCUACACAUACUUUGCACACCUGUGUGGAACAAGGAGCUCCCAAGGCUACCAGAAGAAUGCCACCAGUACAGAGUGCCAGUCUUUCAUACAACUGGAAGUUGAUGCCCUCAACAAGAAGACUGUAGGUAAAGUAGUGGUCAGGAAGGUGGGUAGUGGCCUCAGGCAGAUUGGCAAACAGAUGGUGCUCAAGCCGUCAGUGGUCACCGGGGGAGAGGAUGACCACUCUCUCUACGACAUUGAUGAGGCAGAUGACAUCUCCUUGCUCAUGAGUGAUGAGGGCAGCGGGUCAAUAGGGCAGGCAGUGAGUGGCCUUGAGGGGCUCACAUCCAGCUUUCGGGACCUGAGCGCCUGGAGGGUCAGCAUACCGAGAGUGGAGCAGCGGGUCGACAGCUCCAGCAAGCCGUACUAUGCCUUCAUCGUGGACGUCACAAGGAUUGACGUGUCUGGGGCUGAACACCCAGACGAGCUUCAUUGGGAAGUGGAGCGGCGGUACAAUGAGUUCUACAUCUUGGAAAAUAAACUGACAGAGUUCCAUGGAGAGUUCCAGGACAACCAGCUGCCUCCCAAACGUGCUCUCUUCACCUCCAAAGACAUUGGCUUCAUGCAAACCAGACGCCUGAUUUUUGAGGAGUUUCUUCAGAAGCUGCUGCAGAAGCCUGCCCUGAAGGGCUCACAGUUGCUGUUCCUCUUUCUCAAGACCAAGGAUGAGUUCACCAACAAUUAUCUCCCUGACGUGUCUCUGGGCCGCCUCAUCAGAGAUGUCCCCCGAAAGUUGAUGAAGGAGCGAGGGCAGCACCUUGACGCCUUCAUCAAUGUGUUCCUCUCCUCCACCGUCACUGCCUCCUCCUCUGCUCCUGCCAAGUCAAAGUCAAAGAUGGAUUGGGAGGAGUCCACUGUAGAUGGGAAGCAGAUAGAGGGUACCAAGAUGCCCAAGCAGCUGCUCAAUACCCUAUUUAAGGACAAUGCACAGAGCCUCAACAUUCCUGCCCAAGAGUCUGCACCUCCCCCCCCUGCCAUGAUGACUGUGAUGGGGGUCUUUGACACAAUCCUCUAUCUUGUUGUGCGAGUGUAUGGCCUGUCAAGGAAUGCACUUAGGUGGCUCAUGUGUGUCCGGGCAAUGGUGAGGAACACCAUUGAUGCUGCCAUUAGCUGGUUCCUGCGCCGCAAGUUGGCUCAGGCUCUUGCUCCCCCUCGUAUUGUCACACUUAUACACCUAAUCCGAGAUGGCCUCUUUGUGGACCCUCCUGAGCACCGUUGUGAGAGGGAGCGAAGGUAUAGAGAGAGAGAGCUGCGUCGGGAAGUGGUUGGCCUGCUGUCCCCAUGGCUGCAGCGCUGCCUCUUCACUCAGGACCUGUACAACGAGGGGGCCAACACCCUGGUCACACUCUUCCAACACCCCGUCCUCAACAAGCAGCUCUCGUAUGUGCUGCUGGAUGGAGUGCUCGAUGAGCUGUUCCCAGAGCUGGCUGUCACCCCAGAGCUGUCACCAUUCCUUUCUAACAGCUGAGUCGUCCCAGAUGUAAGCAGUCUUACUGCCGCACAGUCUUCAUAAACAUGGUAAAACUGCGUCUCAUUCUUCCAGGACUUCUCCCUUCCACCUCCCCCACCACCACUCACUCUACACAUGACCAACUGCCCAAAAUAUAUUCUUGGCAUUUGUAAAUACAACCCUUGGGCAGUAGUGUUGUCAACAUCUCCCCUUUGACCCCGCCCAGCAGCAGCUGUUCACAUUCCUCAAUAUUUUUGCACUUUUUCACACUCCAGUCCAUAGUAUGUGUAAGGGUUUGGGUGAGGUGAAGUGACAGCCUGGACAAAGAAAUUGCCACCAGAGGAACAGUUACCCUUAUGAUUAACUAACAUUAAAGAUGCUUAACAAGUGAUUUAGAAAAUAUGUGAUAAAUAAUCUCUUAAUCAUAUUUCUAAAUCUUGAAGGUGCUCCAAAAAAUAUUUUGUAUUUUUGAAGUAAUGAGAAUAGUCACCAACAUAACAGUAACUUAGAUCCUGAGGGUAGAGGCUUUAGUGAUUGGCAGCACAUUAUUUGCAUUUGUAAUAAUAUUCCAAGUUGUACUGAAACUACAUCAUGAAUUCAUGACAGGGACAGACUGACACAAACUUAUAUGAAAUAGUGAUGGUGCUAAGGAGAUUAAUUUAUUAUAAUUUUAGAUACAAUUUUGAUGUGGUUGGGAGAGGGAAAUCUCUAACAUGUAUUCAUUUAUAUAUAUAUCGUUCUGUUACACAUUUAUAAAUUUGAUGUGAUGGGAGACUGUCCAAUGAACUUGUAUAAAGAGGUGUCCCCAGUUGACCUCUGUAGGACCAGACCAAACCAUCUUCAGACCAGCAGCUGGAGGGAGGGAAUGAAAUCACCCAGAAGAGCCACGCUGAAUGGUUUGGUUUAAUCAAAAUACCUACUUGGAUGCUGAAUCUAUGGUGGGUAAGUCCUUUCAUAGUGCCAGUCACUGAUCCUGAGGUAGUGUUGAAUGUAAGUUUAUGACAGAUCAUCACUUGCUCAAUAUGAUUUUUGCAGAAUCUGAAGAUAGUAGUAGAUCCAGAUAGUAGUGAUACUCAGCUGAACACCCAUUCAGAAGCCAUGCCACUGUGGCCAUGAAUAUAUUAUGUCCCUUGUUUUUGCCACACUGAAUAUAGAAAAGUUGUAUACUAAAUAUGUAUACACACACACACACACACACACACACACACACACACAAGCGUAAAGCCCAGGCCCUGUAAAACUACAACUAGGUAAAUACACACACACACACACACACACACACACACACACACACACAUAUGCAUGUACACACACAUGCAUGUACACACACAUUCAUGCGCACACACACACACACACACACACACACACACACACACACACACACACACACACACACACACACACACACACACACACACACACACACACACACACACACACACACACAUACAUACAUACAUACAUACAUACAUACAUACACACACACACACACACACACACACACACACACACACACACACACACACACACACACACACACACACACACACACACACACACACACACACACACACACACACACACACACACACACACACACACACAGCCCAGUAGCUCAGUGGAUAGAGUGUCUGCCUCACAACCAGAAGGAACGGGGUCCGAUUCCCCGGCCGAGUGAAGAUAAGUUGGGUUUAUCUUCUUUCACGUGUAGCCCCUGUUCACCUAGCAAUGAGUAGGUAUGCGACGUCAAGCAAGGAGUUGUGACCUCGUUGUCACGGUGUGUUGUGUGUGAGUGGUCUCAGUCCUACCCAAAGAUCGGUACUCUGAGCUCUGUGCUCUUCCGUAGGGGAACGGCUGGCUGUCUCGAGAGAAACCCGCAGCAGACCAAGAGGUGAAUUACACACACACACACAUGAAUGUAGAUAUGAAUUAAGAUAUGAAUGGGACUAUUAGAGCUUAGCUCGGGCCCUGUAGACUAUAAAUAGGUAAAUACAAAUAGGUAAACACACACACACACACAUGUAGGCAUGCAUGCAUAGAAAAAGACAAAUUGUUGUGAGGGGAGCAGUUUACGAGACAUUUCAGUGGUCAAAAUCUAUGCAAACUUCCUCAGUAGUUUGCCGGGACUUGCCUCUGUAAACUUGAUCCCUUCCCUGACCUUGUGACCCCAACAAGUAGCCACUCAAAGAAACUGAUACAAAUUAGGAUGCUAUAAGUCAUCACUAAUCUAACUUCCUUCAUCAAUAAACUAAGCUUCUCUGUGAAUAAUCUUUGUGUUGAUACUGUAAAUUGCAUACGAUUAGUUGUAGCAUUCAGGGUUUAAAGAGUUUAUACACUGAGGGGCUGAUGACACUUAUUUGUAAGAAACAUUGUGCCAUCAGUGUGUUGCCUGUUACUAUACUCUAGGAACCCCAGAGCAGGUUUGCUGGCUGCUCAGGGUGUCUCAGGCCUUUUCCUCCCUCCACUUUACCACACAGCAAAGUGCUUGGUAAAUUUUUUAGUUUGCUGCAUUUUGUAUAGACAAGAUGAAAUGUUUGCCUAAACCUAUUUUAUGACAAUGCUUGUUGUAUAUGUUUAUUGUCAUGAUGAAUUGUUAAUUGUUCUUUGAAUGAGGUUUGUCAUGACAUCAGAUUUCGUAUGGAAUCUCAGUUUACUCACUAAGCGCUGUUUUGUAUCAGUUUAACUCAAAUAUCUGUGAAGCAUUACUCAGACAGCUGUUCUAUCUCAUCUCUUUCUGUGGAUUCAUGCUGAUAGUAACCUAUAUCUGCUCUGGUAGUCUCAGUUUAUCUUUGCUAAUGUUAAGCCUUCCCACCACUUUCCUUUUCUGUAUAGAUGAUGGAUGGUGUAGAGAGUACUGAUGUAGUCUUUGUAAACUGCCACCUCAUAAGGCAUUGUCCCCUCAAUACUAGUCAUAAUCAGUGAGACCCCACCAUAGCUGCAUCUUUGGAUUCACAGUCUGGCUGAAUGAACAAUGUUGAUUAUCCUCUCAUUUGUGUUUGUUAUUCAUAUGUGUACCAAAGAGGUUAUAUUAUUCCAAUUUUUUUUUUUUUGUCUGUGAUAUAUACAUAUAAUUAUAUUCAUACUGUCAGUUAUAGACUUCCCAGAGCAACACGUUAUUUUUGUGACGGCGGUGGCCAUAGUAAUUUCUGACUGGCAGUUAUUAUGUAUUACUAUUAAAGUCACUGUUACUUUAGUCCUAAGUCUCCUGGCUGAGCCACAGCCUCUGUCUUAGUUGUGUUGACACUUGAAUAUCAGACACAGCAUCAGGGCCAACUAGUAUUAUGUCAUCUGUGCAUAUCAUACUUCAGGACAUAGACGAUCACCGGGUUAACGCGACUUGCCAAACAUGUGGCGAUUGUUUAUCCGUCUUGCACAGCCAUGUCACUCUGGAGACACAUGGCUACUUUGGGCACCCCAAGCAUUAGUCAGUGUAGUGCUGAUGCCAAAAGGGUUGGUGGGCCCAUAUAGUUGUGUCCCAUAAGCUUUUGAAAUGACGUCAAAAUUAGAACAUUUUUAUUAUACCAAUAAAGACAACCCUAUUUGUGCUUCUGAACACUAAAGGUCUACAUAGCAUAUGUUCAUGGUGUUUCUACAAGAGUACAACCAUGAACUAUUGCAUAGACUGAUCAGUAAGAGUGAUCAGUGCAUCAGCGCUGUAAAUAUGUCAGUGAAAGAUUCAGCUUGAUCUCAGGUGGCCUUCCUUUUCAGUGGAAUGAAGCAUAAAGAUAUAUAUGAUAUGAAAAUCAAAACAACAUAAAAGUCCAGACUCAAAAAUCUGAUUAUCGUAGAGCUUGACUUCUAAACUUUGUAGUUGACUAUGUGUGUGCAGACCAAACCCAAAAUGCAUAUCUGGUAGUCCGUAACAAUUGGAUGAUUUCAGUGCUUGUAUGAAAUGAUUCUAGUCACCUAAGCAACAUGUAUAAUAAUUUUAGCACUGAGACAAACACUCUUGGUUGCAGUAUUUCUCUGAGCCAAGUGGUGAAAUGUACAGUCCAGUUCAUGGGAAGCAAAUUAUAUUUAUAUUUGAUUUGAUAUUUCUUAAGGAAGUUAGAUAGAACAACUAUACAUAUUGGGAAAAAGUUUAUAUUAAUGUUGCAUAAUUUUCUAAACGUAUUUUUGAGUAGUUGAAAUAAAAUGUAUGAAGGCUGUUGUGAGUGGCCUCCUGCUGUCAUUCCAGAUUAUAUUAAAGUCAUGUACAUCAUUUA
Messenger RNA from Eriocheir sinensis (Chinese mitten crab), 7156 nucleotides. Its product is annotated as sorting nexin-14-like. Lineage: Eukaryota; Metazoa; Arthropoda; Malacostraca; Decapoda; Varunidae. Gene Ontology annotation, molecular function: phosphatidylinositol binding. Gene Ontology annotation, cellular component: late endosome. Bases 18 to 2969 code for a protein of 983 amino acids. The record is from RefSeq and is a predicted model, not a curated record. The transcript is spliced from 19 exons. Gene Ontology annotation, biological process: autophagosome maturation.